Molecule: messenger RNA, 490 nt
Organism: Kockovaella imperatae
Lineage: Eukaryota; Fungi; Basidiomycota; Tremellomycetes; Tremellales; Cuniculitremaceae
Product: Prefoldin
Exons: 5
Coding region: 55-462 (135 amino acids)
Biological process (GO): chaperone-mediated protein complex assembly; protein folding
Cellular component (GO): prefoldin complex; cytoplasm
Molecular function (GO): protein-folding chaperone binding
Source: RefSeq, a predicted model, not a curated record
AUUUCUUGAUCCUCCGUCUUUGCGUUGUGAUAUAAUCACCACAUUUGAGCAAUCAUGGCCGAUGCUCAAGUAGGAGCUCUGCAAGCCAAGCUUCAGACUUCUACCAUCGCCUUUCAGAAGAUAGAACAGGAAUUAUCAACAGUCAUUGAAGCUCGACAACGCCUGGAUUCCCAACUGUCCGAAAAUGAACAGGUCCUCAAGGAGUUCGCCUCCUUGAAAUCUCAUAACACAGUCUACAAGCUGGUAGGACCUUCUCUGAUGCCGCAAGACUCUGCCGAAGCAAAGCAGAACGUUGAGAAGCGUUUGGAUUACAUUCGCAAUGAGAUCUCUAGGGUCGAGGCGCAGCUGAAGGAAGUGCAGGAUCGAGCGACGAAAAAGAAGGAGGAGAUCAUCGCGUUGCAGCAGCAGUUCCAGAGUCUCCAGGGGCCGUCAGCGGCUGCGGGGCGGCCCGUCUCAGCAUAGAAUCACCAGACGAUGCAUGUGUACAAUA